Molecule: messenger RNA, 454 nt
Organism: Oncorhynchus mykiss (rainbow trout)
Lineage: Eukaryota; Metazoa; Chordata; Actinopteri; Salmoniformes; Salmonidae
Gene: atp5mj
Product: ATP synthase membrane subunit j
Cellular component (GO): mitochondrion
Source: RefSeq, a predicted model, not a curated record
AAGAAAACUGAUAUCCCAGCACGCUCUGCGACACACCAUACAUUGUUUUCGUUGGAAAGUGACCUUCUUCGCACUGGGCAUCACAUACUGAAGGCGUCUCACCUCCCACGUACUACAAGCUAGCCAGCUGUAGUGGUACUGCUAAGAUGGCAGGGCGUGUAUUUUCAAGCUGGUGGGCCAAGAUGAGCCCUUACUACACUGGGGCGUACCAGGAGAUGUGGGUCGGCCUGGGUGUCAUGACAUACCUGUACUACAAAGUCUCUUAUGGGGGAAAGAAAGCAGUUAAAGGAAAGCCUGCACAUUGAUUUCAUCACUAUGCUGAGCGGUCACCCCCUUUCCCCAUGUGAAAUAGCACCCCAUGUGAAGCAGCUCAAUUUACACCAUAAUGUCUGUCCAUAUUGUCUGUUUCUUUGGAACAAUAAAAUGGUCUACUGAGAUCACUAGAAGGAUGAUA